Messenger RNA from Telopea speciosissima, 1885 nucleotides. RefSeq names its product ATPase WRNIP1-like. Gene Ontology annotation, molecular function: ATP hydrolysis activity; single-stranded DNA helicase activity; protein binding. Gene Ontology annotation, biological process: regulation of DNA repair; DNA-templated DNA replication. The transcript is spliced from 3 exons. Lineage: Eukaryota; Viridiplantae; Streptophyta; Magnoliopsida; Proteales; Proteaceae. Gene Ontology annotation, cellular component: nucleus. The record is from RefSeq and is a predicted model, not a curated record. Bases 24 to 1829 code for a protein of 601 amino acids.
GAGAGAGAGACAGAGAGAGAGAAAUGGAGAUGGAGCAGCUUUUGGACAUGGGCUUCUCGCAAGAGCUGGCUACUCAAGCGUUAGCAGCUACCGGAGGCAAAUCCACUGUCAAAGCCACCGAAUGGAUCCUCAACCACAAACCCAAUUCUAACCCUAAUCCUUACCCUAACCCUAAUCCUUCUCCUUCCCCUUCCCCUUCCUCUUCCCCUUCCCCUUGCCAACCCAAACUCGAUAGUUUCUUGCAGUUUAAAGCUUCCUCCCCUCAAUCCAGAACUUCCUCAUCUCUAAUCCGAUCCAAUGAAGCAGACCCCACCACUGACAAAUUCACAGCUGUUGAAAAGGAAUCUGAGUGCGAGGAAUCUCCCCUCAAGCGUCCCAAGUUCUGGAUAUGGCCGAACUCUUCCCAACGCUUACCUUCAGAGAAACCCCAUGAACCCUUAUCUGAGCGAAUGCGCCCUCUCACCAUUGAUGAGGUCGUUGGACAAGACCAUCUUUUGGGCAAGAAUUCAGUUCUUCGAUCGGCGUUGGACUGUGAUCGUUUGCCUUCCAUUGUGUUAUGGGGAUCCCCUGGUACUGGUAAGACCUCAAUCGCCAAAGCAAUUGCCAAUUCUGCUUCUGUUUCGUAUCAUUUCGUUUCUUUGUCGGCUGUAACUGCUGGUGUCAAGGACGUUAGAGAUGCCGUUGAGGAUGCUAGGAAAAUGAAGAAGAAGAAGAAGAGAACGGUUUUGUUUGUUGAUGAGGUUCAUAGGUUUAAUAAAUCUCAGCAAGACUCUUUCUUGCCUGUAAUUGAAGAUGGGACUGUUGUGUUCAUAGGGGCAACCACCGAGAACCCUUCGUUUCACCUUAUUACACCGUUGCUGUCUAGGUGUAGGGUUCUUACGCUUAAUCCACUGCAGCCCAACUACAUCGCGGGGUUGCUCAAGCGAGCAGCUGAUGAUGCUCAAAAGGGUUUGGCUCGAAGUGUGGGGGUUAGUGUCAAGGUGGAUGAUGAAACCAUUGAUUUUCUCUCCAUGAAUUGCGAUGGGGAUGCUCGAGUUGCUUUGAAUGCUUUGGAGAUAUCUGCUACAUCUGCUGCAGCUCGAAUUCGAAUAACCCAUCGACAAGCCCCCAAUGUGAAUGAUACUUCAACUUCUCAGUUUAAUAUGUUUAAGUUUCCAUCUUCAAGUACAACUGUUGCAACCAAUCUCAGUGAAAAAAGUGCCAAUUCUUCAGGAAAUGAGGGAAACAGGGAUGGUUUAAAUGUAGCUAUUGUCACCAUUGAUGAUGCCAAGGAAGCUCUCCAAUGUAAGCACCUGGUUUAUGACAGGGCAGGAGAAGAACACUAUAACGUCAUCAGUGCUCUCCAUAAAUCGAUGAGGGGAAGCGAUGCUGAUGCAGCAAUCUACUGGUUGGCAAGAAUGCUGGAAGGAGGGGAAUUACCACUUUACAUUGCCAGAAGAUUAGUAAGGUUUGCAAGUGAGGAUGUGGGACUGGCUGAUCCAUUGGCACUCAACCAGGCUGUUGCUUGCUACGAGGCUUGUCAUUUCCUGGGCAUGCCUGAGUGCAAUGUAAUUCUUGCACAGUGUGCGGCCUACCUAGCUCUGGCUCCCAAGUCUGUUGCUGUUUACAAGGCAAUAGGAGCUGCACAGCAAUUAGUGAGGGACUCGGGGGGACAGAAUGAGGGUGUCCCUCUCCAUUUGAGGAAUGCACCAACAAAGCUAAUGAAGGAACUUAGGUAUGGGAAGGGUUAUCUUUACCCUCCUGAUCACCCUUCAUCUUCAAAAUCACAAACUUAUAUGCCAUCCUCACUACAUGGUUACAAGUUUCUGGACUGGCCUACUAACAAGUAACAACAGUGAUAGAUAAGCGACAGCCUGACUUGCAAUUGAAAUUUAACAUUGAUUAG